Molecule: messenger RNA, 718 nt
Organism: Prorocentrum cordatum
Lineage: Eukaryota; Dinophyceae; Prorocentrales; Prorocentraceae
Source: the annotation of a GenBank genome assembly
AGGUCACCGGCGAGUGGUGGUGACGGGCAUGGGCAUCGCGAGCCCUCUGGGGCUGACGCUGGACGAGGUGGCAACCUCCCUGAAGGAGGCGAAGUCUGGAAUCUCCUUCUCCGACGAGUACGCGAGCUUCGGCAUCAAGAGCCAGGUCUGCGGGAAGGUGCCACUUACGGAAGACGAUAUGAAGAAGCUCAUCCCACGCAAGGCGCUGCGCUUCAUGGGCAGGAACGCGCAGCUCGCCUUCAUCGCGCUGCAGAACGCCAUCGAGGACGCGGGCCUGAAGCCGGAGGACUACGAGGGCAAUCCCCGCUGCGCCAGCAUCUUGGGCCAGGGCGGCACCUCCAUCGUCGACGUGACCGAGUCCGUCGGGGCGGUGCAGGAGCAGGCGAAGCGCUGGCAGUCCAAGGUGGGGCCCUACCGCGUCACGCGGACGAUGGGCUCCACGGUGUCCGCCGUGCUCUCGUCGUGGUUCAAGUGCCAGGGGCCCUCGUUCUCGAUCUCGUCCGCCUGCUCUACUGGCGCGCACUGCAUAGGGGUCGGCAUGGAGCAGAUCAUGUUCGGCAAGGCCGACAUGGCCUUCGCGGGCGCGGGCGAGGACGAGUGCUGGGAGUUCACUGCAGCGCCCUCGGCCGGCCCGGGGCGCGCAGCCGCUGCGGGGCGGGCCUCCAGGGACGCCCUGGAGACCUGGAAGUGCGGGGAGACCCUCAGCAAAGGGGGGUAG